Messenger RNA from Rhinolophus ferrumequinum (greater horseshoe bat), 1179 nucleotides. RefSeq names its product myoglobin (gene MB). Lineage: Eukaryota; Metazoa; Chordata; Mammalia; Chiroptera; Rhinolophidae. The transcript has 4 exons. Gene Ontology annotation, molecular function: oxygen binding; heme binding. Gene Ontology annotation, biological process: oxygen transport. The coding region runs from base 161 to 625 and encodes 154 amino acids. Gene Ontology annotation, cellular component: extracellular exosome. The record is from RefSeq and is a predicted model, not a curated record.
CUCUGUUAGGUGCUGUCAGACAGGUGAGAGGAGGGAGAGGAAGGAUCCAAAAGUUAGUUAGACCAGUUCCUAGCUGUGAAGCACAAAUUCUGAAACUAGACUUCUCUGGGUUUGAAUUUUGUGCUUGGUAUUUCCUAGCUGUGUGACCUUGGACUACACCAUGGGGCUCAGCGACGGGGAAUGGCAGUUGGUGCUGAAAGUCUGGGGGAAGGUGGAAGCUGACAUCCCGACCCAUGGACAAGAGGUCCUCAUCAGUCUCUUUAAGGGUCACCCUGAGACCCUGGAGAAGUUCGAGAAGUUCAAGAACCUGAAGUCAGAGGACGAGAUGAAGGCCUCUGAGGACCUGAAGAAGCAUGGCGCCACUGUGCUCACCGCGCUGGGGGGCAUCCUCAAGAAGAAGGGGCAGCAUGAGGCGGAGCUGAAGCCCCUGGCCCAGUCGCACGCCACCAAGCACAAGAUUCCUGUCAAGUACCUGGAGUUCAUCUCGGACGCCAUCAUCCAGGUUCUGCAGAGCAAGCACCCCGGGGACUUCGGUGCAGAUGCCCAGGGAGCCAUGAAGAAGGCUCUGGAGCUGUUCCGGAACGACAUCGCUGCCAAGUACAAGGAGCUGGGCUUCCAGGGCUAAGCCCCUCCCCCAACCCCACCCCCACCCGCCCGGGCUCCGGCCGGAGGAGGGCGGGGACUGAAUCUCCCGUAGCCAUGAAUGUAGAGUGUGUUUCGAGUGUCUGCUUGUUUAUGAGGUGGGAGGGAGGGGCAGAGGGGCUGGGGGCUGGGACGCUCAAGGUGGCUUCGCUCCCUGUGGAGGGUCGUCACCUUGCGAACAGGGAGACACAUGGCCCUUAGCUCACUGUGGCCUGCAGAGUUUGGGUAGCCCUUACUUCUCCUCUCACCUAAAUCCCAAACCAAUUCCUUCCAACCUCCAAACUGACCCACACCUGCACCCUCACCUUUAACCCCAAAGCCAAGCCAUAAACUAAGCCCCAGCCGUGAGAAUUCUCUGAUCCAUCACGCCACUCCUUGAGGGUAGCAGAAUGUCCCUUUGCAACGAGAAGGAGGUCUGGGCAGGGUGGGACAGCCACAGCCAGCCCGAGGGAGGGAGGGGUGUCUGGAAGAGAAGUGUGCCUCCUUGGACAAUGGAGUGACUCACCUGGUUUCAAUAAAAGACUCUGCAACAUCACA